CUCUGGUCAUCUCCUGUACUGUGUCCGCAGUCUCUGAUCAUCUCCUGUACUGUGUCCGCAGUCUCUGAUCAUUCCUGUACUGUGUCCGCAGUCUCUGGUCCAUCUCCUGUACUGUGUCCGCAGUCUCUGUCAUUUCCUGUACUGUGUCCGCAGUCUCUGGUCAUCUCCUGUACUGUGUCCGCAGUCUCUGUCAUCUCCUGUACUGUGUCCGCAGUCUCUGGUCAUCUCCUGUACUGUGUCCGCAGUCUCUGGUCAUCUCCUGUACUGUGUCCGCAGUCUCUGGUCAUCUCCUGCACUGUGUCCGCAGUCUCUGGUCAUCUCCUGCACUGUGUCCGCAGCCUCUGG
Molecule: messenger RNA, 345 nt
Organism: Staurois parvus
Lineage: Eukaryota; Metazoa; Chordata; Amphibia; Anura; Ranidae
Source: the annotation of a GenBank genome assembly